GCAGUAUUGCCUCUGCACAACUCCAGAGGGCAGGAUUCUUGUGCGGCCUAUGUAAAUAAUACUGCUUGGAACGGUGUCUUGUGGAACUGUGGCCUUGUAGCAGAGUGACAGCUGCGUGUUAUAGGAGUUCUCUCACGCGCUGCCCCUUGGAGCUGCAUAGGUGGGCUGGGUGUGCUUUUUCAGUAGGAGAGAGGCCGGGGGCGUGAGGUGGUGAGGGCCUUGGCCAGAACAGGGAUCUGGGCCUUCUGCCAGGGUCCUGGGCUGUUACAGGACAGGGAACUAGACCAAAGAAAGCAGUUGACUAAGGAAAGGUCCCGAGGAGGACAAGCAAAACACAGCUUGAAUUUUGUGCGAGUUGGAGGCCUCCCCCUGCAGCAGUAAGCGCUUUGUGCCUCAGGCUCUGUGGAGCACUGAGAGGGUUAGGGAAGAGGGAGGGGGAUGAGGGUAUCUGGAAAUCAGCCCACCGCCAUCGGCCAGCAUUCCAGGCACCUACCUGGAAACUGAGAAAAGUUUGGUAGCAGAUAAAACCCUCCUAAAAAACAAGCCUGAAAAUCCGAAGUGCGUCCUGGACUUAGGUGACUGAGUGCUCUCUGUCCUUGUCUGGUGUGCCUGAGAGCCCAGAGGUGAGAAAGGUGAGAAAGAAGAGAAGUCCAGGGAAAGAAUGGGAGAGAACAGAGCCGCUUGGAGGAGCAGGGGCAGCUCCACCACUCUGCUUACGGUGUGUAGGGGACCGUCCCCCUGCAGACCCUGGCCCUAUGACCUCUGACUCUCAUUCGGCCUAGCCUCCUCUUUAAAAAUGUAGGAGAGGUUGCCAUCAAAACUCAUCAGCAAAAAAGGUUAGCAGUUCUUACAGUUUUACCUUGAACUCUCCUGCAGUCUCCAUUCCUUCUCUGAUGAUGCUAGGGACGGGAGAGGUGCUAGGAGUCUGAGGACGGUGUGGGGCGUCUCAUUUGCUAACCUGACUUGUUUCAGCUACAGGGCUGCACGGAGUUGAGACUCUCAUGCUCACAUGUUGCUUUGGUCUUACUUUAGCAUUUCUCUGCAAAUUUAAAUAAGGCUGUUUUUGUGUGUGUGUGUGUCUUGCUUGGCACGUGAAGCCAUUUUUUAGUGUGUAUUUUAUGUGUCUUUUUCAUCCUGGGGGCAUUUCAGUGUAGAAGUAUAUUAAUUAGAGCCACCUUCGGCUAGCAGCAAAGCGUGGCACAGACAGAUUAAGUACCCUGGAGCCCUGCUGUGGUUUCAGGGUCCUGGGCCUCCUGAGUCUCCCAGUACUUUUGAGGGCACACUAGGCUUGGGUCAGUAUCCUAUUCCUACAACCAUUUAAUUAUUUAGGACUUUGUCUCGUGGAAUGGUUUUUUGUUCUGACCAAAAUGAUCUCUAGAAAUAGUAAAAGAUAACUGUGAGUGUUCACCAUGUAGCAGGUGCCGUUGUAAGCACAUUACAUCCAUUGUUUCAUGGAAUCCUCACUAUCACCUUUCGUGAGGAAGUUUCUCUUUGCCCCAUUUUGCAGAUGAGGAAACUGAGGUAUGAAGAAGACAAGUGAGUUUUUCAAGGCUUUAGAGCUGAGCCCAAACCCUGGGCCGCCUGGCUCUAGAGCCCACACUCCUGACUGCUGUACUCUGCUCCUCUCAAUAACAGCUGACAGUUCAUGGUUACUUGGCAAGGGUUUUCACGUCACAACGGAUUUAAUUGCCACAGCAUUGCUAGGCGGUGGGUUCCCUAGUUUCCUGAAUUUUCAGAAACGGGAUGUUUUGUUUGUUUGUAUUUUGAGACAGAGUCUCGCUCUGUCACCCAGGCUGGAGAGCAGUGGUGCGAUCUCGGCUCACUGCAACCUCUGCCUCCCGGGUUCAAGUGAUUCUCCUGCCUCAGCCUCCUGAGUAGCUGGGCUUCCAGGCAAGUGCCACCAUGCCCGGCUAAUUUUUGUAUUUUUAGUAGAGACAGGGUUUCACCAUGUUGGCCAGGCUGGUUUCGAACUCCUGACCUCAGGUGAUCUACCUGCCUCAGCCUCCCAAAGUGCUGGGAUUAUAGGUGUGAGCCACCACGCUUGGCCAGGAACUGGGGUUCUUGAGAGAUAGAGUAACUGCCCCAGGUUACCCUGCAGUGGAUAGGUCCAGGCAGCUGGCCCCCAGCCCAGGUUCGUAACCACCAGGCCGCACUGCCUGGAGCCUCCUGCUAGGGCCAGCACUGCUUGUGCUGAAAUGGGGCUCACUGGCCAGCGUUUGACCUACUUCCUUGUUCCCUGUGGCCUGGGCAGGGUAUUUGCUGAACUGACCAACAUGCUCCUGCGUGUGAGUCACUGGGCUUGCAGUCUGGAAAGGAUACACGUGAACUCACCGGUCCUUGGGUAGCUUAGAACAUUGUUUAUUAAAUUGUGUUUUGAGGUGGUUAGGCCUUGAAUGUUCACAUAAUAGCUCUGCGAACUCUGUUGCUCAGGCUGGAGUGCAAUGGUGCGAUCUCAGCUCACUGCAACCUUUGCCUCCCAGGUUCAAGCAAUUCUCCUGCCUCAGCCUCCCAAGAAGCUGGAACUACAGGUGCACGCCACCACACCUAGCUAAUUUUUGUAUUUUUAGUAGGGACACGGUUUCGCCAUGUUGGCCAGGCUGGUCUUGAACUCCUGACCUCAGGUGAUGCACCUACCUCGGCUUCCCAAAGUGCUGGGAUUACAGGCAUGAGCCACCGUGCCUGGCUUGUACUUAACUCUUGAAUAGCUAGAGAAAUGACUUAUAAGAUACCCAAGUUGGCUGAUUGAAAUUUUAGAGUUCCUAUCCUGCUCCCUUUGAGAAGUUUCUUUUCAAAACCCAUUAGCUGGUAGGUUACUUGAAAAGGAAAGAUUUUAGUGAGGGGCCAAAGAGUGAAUGUGAGGGAGUGGUGGGCCUUCUUUCUGCCCCGACCUCCACAUGCUGGGUGUGCAUUUGUGGGUUCCAGUCCCACCUCCACACCCUGCUGCCUGGGGCCUCAGUGGGCCUGCAUCCUCUCACCCCAGCCUGUGUUUUCCCACUUGUGAAAUGGGCCGAUGUGCCCGUCCUACAGGGAAGCUCCCAGCCUGGUACCAAAUAGGUGCUCAGGAAAUGCCAGCUCCCACCUCUGCAGCAGCCAGCUGGAGGGGAGACUUCAUACAGUGGGGUCUUUGAAGAUGUUGUUAGAAUGAAAUCCAAAAUGCUUUCAAACAGAAAAAGUAGAGGAGAAAAAUCACAGCCAUCGUUUCUAAUAGCUAGCCUGGCUGAGUUCUUGCCACGCUGUUCUGACCACUGUGUUUAUGAUUCCACUCGCACCUGCCAGCAACUCUGUGAGAUGAAUCUUCUGCCCCUCUCCAUUUUGCAGGCUGGCGCCCAUGCGGCUCUACACACUCUCCAAGCGCCACUUUGUCCUCGUGUUUGUCGUCUUCUUCAUCUGCUUUGGCCUGACCAUCUUCGUUGGGAUCAGAGGACCUAAAGUGAUCCAGACUUCUGCGGCUAAUUUUUCACUAAAUAAUAGUAAAAAGCUAAAGCCAAUUCAAAUACUUUCAAAUCCACUGUCUACAUACAAUCAGCAACUAUGGCUGACAUGUGUUGUUGAGUUGGAUCAAUCAAAAGAAACUUCUAUUAAGACAAGCUUUCCCAUGACUGUUAAAGUCGAUGGUGUAGCUCAAGAUGGAACCACGAUGUACAUUCAUAACAAAGUUCACAACCGGACAAGGACCCUCACAUGUGCAGGGAAAUGUGCGGAGAUUAUUGUGGCUCACCUUGGCUACCUGAACUACACUCAGUAUACAGUGAUAGUGGGAUUUGAACACCUGAAGCUCCCCAUCAAGGGAAUGAACUUCACGUGGAAGACUUAUAACCCUGCCUUCUCCCGGUUGGAAAUCUGGUUCCGGUUUUUCUUUGUGGUGCUCACCUUCAUCGUCACUUGCCUGUUUGCGCAUUCCCUCCGGAAAUUUUCCAUGAGAGACUGGGGCAUCGAGCAGAAGUGGAUGUCUGUUCUCCUGCCUCUGCUGCUACUUUACAAUGAUCCGUUCUUCCCCCUCUCCUUCCUGGUCAACAGCUGGCUCCCAGGGAUGCUGGAUGACCUCUUUCAGUCCAUGUUCCUGUGCGCCCUGCUGCUCUUCUGGCUGUGCGUGUACCACGGGAUUCGUGUCCAGGGAGAAAGAAAGUGUUUAACUUUCUAUUUGCCUAAAUUCUUCAUUGUUGGACUAUUGUGGUUGGCUUCUGUUACGCUAGGAAUAUGGCAAACAGUUAACGAAUUACAUGAUCCAAUGUACCAGUAUCGAGUUGACACCGGAAAUUUUCAGGGAAUGAAGAUCUUCUUCAUGGUGGUGGCAGCGGUGUACGUUCUGUACCUCUUGUUCUUGAUAGUGCGGGCAUGUUCCGAGCUACGUCACAUGCCUUAUGUGGAUCUCAGGUUGAAAUUUUUGACUGCAUUGACUUUCGUAGUACUUGUCAUUAGCAUCGCCAUCCUUUAUUUGAGAUUUGGAGCGCAAGUACUACAAGACAAUUUUGUAGCAGAGCUGUCAACUCACUACCAGAAUUCAGCCGAGUUCUUAUCUUUCUAUGGCCUGUUGAACUUCUAUCUCUACACCUUGGCCUUUGUAUAUUCUCCAUCGAAGAAUGCCCUCUAUGAGUCCCAGCUGAAAGACAAUCCUGCCUUCUCCAUGCUGAAUGACUCGGAUGAUGAUGUGAUUUAUGGGAGUGACUAUGAGGAAAUGCCGCUGCAGAACGGCCAGGCCAUCCGGGCCAAGUACAAGGAGGAGUCAGAUAGUGACUGAGCCCCGGCCAGUCCAGCGAGGCGACAAGAUGCCUGGAUGCUUUCCCCGGUGACCGUCUGCUGACCUUCCCGUUACAUUCAGACUUUUCUUACAAGGAGAGAUUUCCUGUUCCUCAUUUGUUUACAUAUUUUUUUAAAGGAAAACCAAAACUGAGGGCAAAUUUAAAUGUUUAGCCAAAUUUAUUGUCAUGGUGGCUACGAGAAAAGAGGCAUUGAUAACAAGUUUCAACAGCCAAAUCCUUUUUUACAGAGAUUUCAGAUGAGCGUGUUUUCAGGGAUGAGGAAAUUACACGUUUUUAGUAGAGUGAAUUAUGUACUUUUUUUCCUGUAAUCAUUCACUGAUUCCAAGUUCACGGGCAGCCUGUGACUAGGCCCUCAGCGUGACAGCAUCACCCUCUUUCUUCCCUUUUCCGUGGUACUGUUUUUUGACCCUUUAAACUCAAAGGGAAGCCUUAUCUGUGGCUGCUUCAGGGCAGUCCUUCCUCGUUGAGUGGCCCGUGCCCUGGGUAACCAAGCGGCUGAAGUGAUUGGUCAGUUACGUGGACUGCAUUUUGUGCAGUGUGCGAGUUAUGACUCAUCGGGAAUGGGAGAUGCCGGGGUUCCAACCCUUCACGUCACCAAAGGGGAAGUAAUAGUGUAGAGUUCUGAGGAGGGUUUGGUAAGUUGAAUAAGGAAAGGCUAAGAUAAUUUACAGGUUACCAACUCCUGUGGGGAAGGUCUUACUGCCAUGGUGCUCUUCAGGGGCCUGUGUGUACACACAUGAUUAAAUGGAUUUCCCUGUGGGAGGUAUGGGCAGGAGAGGAACCCUUACCAUUCCAGUAAAUAGCAGUUUCUGCAAUUCUGUUAAAUAUGAAAUGCCAUAGAGCUUUAUUUAUUUAUGUAAGUAAAAGCUAAAUGAGGGGCCAGGCGCAGUGGCUCACAUCUGUAAUCUCAACACUUUGGGAGGCCAAGGUGGGAGGAUCACUUGAGCCCAGGAGUUUGAGACCAGCCUGGGCAACAUAGGGAGACCCCGUCUCUAUAAAACAUUUAGAAAGUUAGCUGGGCGUGCUGCGGCAUGCCCAUAGUCCCAGCUACUCAGGAGGCUGAGGUGGGAGGAUUGCUUGAGCCCUGGAGGUCAAGGCUGCAGUGAGCCAUGAUUGCACCACUGCACUCCAGCCUGGGUGUCAGAGCGAGAACCUGUGUCAUAAAUAAAUAAAGCUACAUGAAAGAUUGAUAGACUAUUUUAGAUUAUUUAUUGGCCAAAAGUUUUUAAAACUCAUAUUUGGAAGCAAAAUGAAAAGCAAGUAAAAUGUUUUAAAUGGUUCAUGGAAAACGUAUUUGGGUAGAAGGCAACUCGUGCUUCCGGAAGGGGUUCCCUGUCCUCCAUGUGUCACAUGGCGGUCAGGUAGGGAUGACCUGUUCUGUGAAGUCCUUGGCACUGCCGAAUCUGUGGCAUCAUAGAAGGCCCUGGAGCUGCCCCGUUCCUUUCAGUCAGGGACUCCAUAUAGAGUCUCAUGUGGACGUCUCCCGUGCUUUCCUCUUGACCUCUACAGUCACACUUCUGUUAACAUCUGGUAACUGUGGGCAACCUGACUGAUGCCGUCUUGGCGAUUGAGGUCCAGAAGAUGAUAGUUCCGCAACGCAAGCAGUAUCUACUUUUUUUCUUCAUCUAUGCAUUGACUCUCAGAUUACCAUGCAGAGCUUCACGUUAUCAUCCACGUUAAGUAGUGCUAGGUGUAGGACCUUAGAGAUGUUCAUGAGAAACUAUUUGUUAUGACUUCCCUUUGUAUCUUUCCUUUUAAUUUAAACUUUAAUGAUAAUGUACUUUUAAUAUGGAUUCUAUUCACAUUUGUUUUAAAAACCUUGUAAAUAUGAAUGUUUAAGACAACUUACUGCAAGGGUAAUUCAAGUUUACAUGAUUUUUAAAUUUGCAAUGAUGUGUUUUUUUUAUUCUGUGUAUUGAAAAAAAUUUUCUGUUACCAAAUUUUACAACUUCUAAUAAGACUACUAUAACUUUAUGUAAACUGAUGAAGACGUGCUGAUUAACAUAGUCUGUGAUAUGGUUUACAACUUUUAAUCAUAAUUGUCCAUGAUUUUGGAAUGCUGUUAUUUAUCAGUAAAUGUAAAAUAUUUGAGGCAUUUAGCCAUACACACACUAGAACUUUUUAAAACUUUGUCCUAUAGUGUAAUUAUAAACUGAUGACUAUUAUCUUCAUACAUUGAGUCUUCAUGCAUCAAUGAAAUGAAAAAUAUAGGAUUAUUUAUUUACUUUUUGUAACUAAGUGGGAAAUAAGAAAAAAAGUUAGAAAGAAAGUACUUAAGGGGAAAAUCGUUCUUACUAAGUCAUGUAUUUUCAACUUGUCUUCCCUGGUAUAUCAUAAACACUGACAUAUUACAUACCCCAUGUAAAAUUUUGCUUAAACUCUCUAGCACUUGGCAUGUAGAAUAUGUACCAUAGGUAUCAGGUUAAAACACUAAAGUCUGCCAGAAACUUUUGACAGUAGCAAGAAAAUUGUUGAAGAAAAAAUAAAUUAUUUACUGAGGGUAGUUAUGUUAAAGUUUUGCGAACUUAAAGGGCUGACUUUAGUUCUUUCAUGGUAAUGGCUUGAGUAACAUCAUCUUUGGGAUUUUUAAAAUACUGGUCCAGUCUAGGAGAACCUGGAAGAUGACCAGAGGUAUUUCAGUUUCCCUAGGGAGAGCUUCGUUAUCCAUGUGGAUAAUAAGUCUGCUUGAUUUAUUAUUAAAUCAUUACAGCAGUGAAGUGGUGCCAUUUUCUCUCUCUUAAGCCCCAUUUGAAAGGCUAGAGAAAGGGAUAUAUAUACUAUGUUCAAGGUUUGUAAGGUUGUUAAUGUACAUAAUUGCAGAUUGCAAUAAAAGCUUAGAUACAUUUUGUAAACCCAACCCACUAAAUGAGCAGGUUACAAGACAAAUGUCACCAGCCUCAAGUAUUUUAUGAACUAUUUACUGAGGGUAGUUAUGUUAAAUAGAUUAUAAUGUGGUAAAUUAUUUCCUGAAUCCUUUAUCACAGGAAAAACACAGACCCUCAUAAAAGGGAUAAUUAAAACGGAUGUGUCUAAACAUUUAGUGAAGAUGAGACUUAAAACAUGAAAGUGUAUUUGUGUAUUCUGAGGGUUUUAGAAACCGGUUGCCUUAGAGGUUAGACUUUUGAAGAAAAAAAAAAAAAGAUACAAAUCUUUUUCCCCUGGCCAAAGGGAAGUUGUAUUAGUCUGUGACAUCUUGUGAUGCUGUUUAUCUUGGUUUGACAUUGGAGAUACGCUGGUAACUGUGAUACCAUACUAUAACAAAGAAGAAUUGUCUGCUACGAAAAACUGCCUUUUUACAAAAUGACUGUAAAUAUUUGUAAAAUAAAAUAACACUAAACUUUAAGCCCAAAAGGAGAGGUAGAGCCAUGUGUUCAGUUGUGGACCUGUCCGUGGGGCACAGUGCCACCCCAUCACAGUGUUGCUGUCAUCAGGCAAAAGUGAAUGUUUGUUUAUGGCAAGUUCGUCUUUUGCGAAUGGCUUAAUUCUGACACUACCUUUCUGGGAAAUGUUAAUAAAUUUUUAAUAUUUA
Messenger RNA from Gorilla gorilla gorilla (western lowland gorilla), 8289 nucleotides. It is a transcript of the gene TMEM181, whose product is annotated as transmembrane protein 181. The record is from RefSeq and is a predicted model, not a curated record. Gene Ontology annotation, molecular function: toxic substance binding. Bases 3329 to 4738 code for a protein of 469 amino acids. The transcript has 17 exons. Lineage: Eukaryota; Metazoa; Chordata; Mammalia; Primates; Hominidae.